GUAAAAUUCAAACCGUAAACGAUGCGAUGAUCAUCUUUGAGGCCUGCCGUAAAGGAAUUCUUCAGAGAACUACGCGUCGUUUAUUAGAAAAAGAAAAAGAGGAGCUACGAAGUGGUCAAGUAUAUGUCUUCGACGAACACGAGUCGGGAAUUAAAAGAUGGACUGACGGACGACUUUGGUCGCCGAGUCGAAUAAUUAAAGAUUUUUUAGUAUACCGUGAAUUGGCUACCCGUGACCGAAGCGUAAAGCGAGAUGAGCCAAUAGAUGAGAUUUUACAAAGAAGAGUACAAGCAGAAGGACUAAAAGUUCAUCAGUGUAGUAAAGGAACUUUUAUCCUUCGUAAUAAUGGCCUUUUGAAAAAAACAAUAUCUAUAAAAUUUAAUG
This is a messenger RNA of Scutellospora calospora, 384 nucleotides long. NCBI's taxonomy places the organism in Eukaryota, Fungi, Glomeromycota, Glomeromycetes, Diversisporales, Gigasporaceae. The record is from the annotation of a GenBank genome assembly.